AUGUUCAGAAACAUUCAAACUAUUGGUAUUCAAAAUCUUAAAAGAUUUAACUAUAGAACCCUGUUCAAUCAAGGAUCAUUCAGAUUUCAAAGUAGUACUUCUUCACAAUUCAGUUGGGUAGAAUAUUUCAAAUUGAAAAAACAACAAAAUAUCGUUAAUAUUGUUGCUUCCACAUUUACUAGUGUUGGUGGAGGAUUAUUGACUUUAGCUUAUUUAGGUAAUGUUGAACUUGAUCCUGAACAACCUAUCAUGGGUUUUGAUCCUAUAAUGAUCAUGGGAGGUGUUGUUUUAUUAGGAGGAGGUGCUGGUUGGUUAGUUGGUCCAUUUUUAGGUACUAGUGUAUUCAACUUAUUCAAUAGAUCAAUCACUGCACAAUUUAGAACCAAACAUGAAAUCUUCUUAAACAAAAUCAAAACCAACAGAGUUGAUCCAUCAUCACAAUCAUUUUCUAACCCGGUUCCUGAUUAUUAUGGUGAAAGAAUUUAUUCUUUAAAUGGUUAUAAGCAAUGGUUAAGAGAUUGUAAUACAUUUAGAAGAAAAUCUAAAGAAUUUAUUUAA
Molecule: messenger RNA, 558 nt
Organism: Yamadazyma jaroonii
Lineage: Eukaryota; Fungi; Ascomycota; Pichiomycetes; Serinales; Debaryomycetaceae
Source: the annotation of a GenBank genome assembly